Messenger RNA from Postia placenta MAD-698-R-SB12, 1998 nucleotides. RefSeq lists its product as hypothetical. The transcript has 8 exons. NCBI's taxonomy places the organism in Eukaryota, Fungi, Basidiomycota, Agaricomycetes, Polyporales, Adustoporiaceae. The coding region runs from base 1 to 1998 and encodes 665 amino acids. The record is from RefSeq and is a predicted model, not a curated record.
AUGGAGAAGCUUGUAUCCCUUGUUGUCAGUAGUGGCAGACGGGAGAGCCUCGAUGCGUGGGGAAGGUGGCGAAGCGGACUGUGGCGUCUAGUAGCCGGUGCAUGCGGAGAACCGAGCCUCCGACCAUCGGAUCCCUCUCUGAGUAUCAAGGGUCUUCCUGCCAUUUCUUCCCUGAGCGUCUACGCGCACGGCCACAGGGCUUCAAGCACUAUCGAGCCCGGACGCCCGAACCUGUGUGCUGACGUGCACACCUUCUCUGAACAAUCCCCUCCAAGACCAUUCUCAUCGUGCCUGUCCUCCCUCAACCACCUGUUUACAGACGGCAGCUCAUAUUUCAAAUAUGCGCCUUACGGGCAGUUAGAUACAGAGGCAAGGAUGCUUCAGCCCAACGUGGUCCACAAGAACACGCCGCUCCUCCCUAUCAUGCCCCUUCACCGUGCAUCUGCAGAGCACACACAACUAUCAAAAAUAUGCAUGGCUGACGGAACGUCGCUGGACGAUCCCGUCAUCAGACCUCACGCAGGAUCUCGCUGGCAUGUCUUGGUGGCAACUCUGAUACUCUGCCUCGCGUUGCCCGAGCUCUGUGUUGAGUUAUGUCCCGGGAUGGCUGUUAUGGGACAUGUCGCAGCCGCUAGUGUCAAGGGCGUCCCGUAUCUUCUCCUCGCACCUAUCGAGCCCGUCUCGUCUAUCUUCGGCAGUAUUCGCCUUUUCGUUAUAUUCAUGACGAUGAAUUCUUCCAUGAACCCAACGCAUUACACCCUGGACUACGACAACCAGAAAAUAUCUACUACGGUGUUCACUCCUGCGGAUUACGCCACUGCCACCCGCGAGCAUUACAUGAACUGUAACAUACCCUUAGGCAACAUCAGUGGUGCAGAGCCUUUCGCUGCCGACCCCACUUUCGCGCUCUCUCAUUCUCUCGAUCAGCAUAACGCCGUUUCAAGCGCACAGUCAGGGUAUCCGUUACUAUCUAACGACGGAUACUUAACGACUUAUUGCGGACAGCCUUUAGUCGCGCCGCAGCCCGAGGAUACGCGGCAAGCCACGAAUGCUACCUGGCCCUCGUACUGUACAACCACUAAUCCAUACUUUCCUGUUCUCCCACCACACUUCACGAAUUACCCAAGCAUACCGUCGUCCACCAUGUUCCCCGAUGCCAUGUCCUUGACGCCAUCUCUCGUCUUCCAGCCGACAUCCUCGCCCACCGUCGGACCUUACCAGGGCACUGACCAGCGUGCGCUUCAGCAGCCGCACGCAGAGCGCUACCAUACCAGAAGUAUCCCACGUCAUCCGUCGCGCUACGGCCAGCAGCGUGCGUUCCUUGCAUUCAGCACCAUUCCUUCGAGCGCGCUGCCGUAUCCAUCUCACCAUACGCCCGCUCACCGUGCCGUAAGCGCACGCGUUGCAGACCUCGAUCCCAUACCCGCUGGCUACAACUUCGAUGUUCAUGCUUCUUCCCCAUUCCCCCACAACCUUUCCUUUACCAUGCCUUCCAACGCCGGACCGCCCUCCGGCCCUCAGCCUGCACCUAUCCAGGAGACGUCGUCGUACGCAAGCAGAGUAACGCAGACGCGACCGUUUUUCUGUCGAUGGGAGGGGUGUACGCAUGCGGGGCCUGCUGACUAUUCCGCGAUCACGGAGCAUCUCAGGCGACACCAGGUGCCUAGAGGCCGACCGAAGCGAAAGUCAGCCAAUCCUGUCGACUCGAUCAAGUGCAAGUGGGCGGGCUGCAGACUACAAGACGCUGUCAAGGCUAAGAACCUACUAAAGCACCUCACAGGGACCCACUUGCGCUUCAAGGAGGUGCAGUGCUGUAUAGGAAGGGCGCUAGAGACCAUCACUUCCCGUGCAGCGGAGAAAACGCGCGUCAAGGGCGACAUGAAGAAGAUUAUAUGCCUCGUCAUUGGUGGUGGCAGGCACAAGAGCCUCGUUAUCUGGGGAAGGCUAUGGCUAGGUGGCGGAGCAAACUGUGGCGGGGAGUGGAUCGGUGAUCUUUGA